Molecule: messenger RNA, 3461 nt
Organism: Triplophysa dalaica
Lineage: Eukaryota; Metazoa; Chordata; Actinopteri; Cypriniformes; Nemacheilidae
Gene: piwil2
Product: piwi-like RNA-mediated gene silencing 2
Exons: 24
Coding region: 143-3277 (1044 amino acids)
Biological process (GO): regulatory ncRNA-mediated gene silencing
Cellular component (GO): P granule
Molecular function (GO): piRNA binding; protein binding
Source: RefSeq, a predicted model, not a curated record
CACUUUGACGAAUCGUCAGAAGAAUCGCGAAUCGAACAAUGUUCAGUUUAACCUGACAGAAGUGAUUGUGAACCAUUGCAGCGUCGUCUCACGCACGCAUCUUCAAUAUCUGCAGUUUCUGUAUAUCGCAAUACAGGAAAAAAUGGACGGAAAACAGCCACCCUUCCCCGGUGCACCAUAUGGCAUAGGAGUUGCUCGCCCCAUCAGUGAGCCUCUGGUUGGCAAGUUGGGAGUGUUUGGGAGAGGCAGAGGAUUUCUGAUGCCCAUUUCUGAGCCCACUGUUGGGAUGGGUAGAGGAGCUUUACCUGCUAUGGACGUUAAAGGACCAUAUAAACGAGAGGAGAUGCCUGCACUUCAGUCAGAAGAGCCAGAGGUGGUCCCAAUGAUUACCAAGGUCGAUGUUCCUGAUCAGGGGUCAUCACUGGUGUCCAUGUUCAGAGGGAUGGGCAUCGAGCCUGGAAAAACAUGGGGCAGAGGAGUAGCAACUAUUGGGCGGGGAACAGUGGGCGAUUUUGGAGCAGGUGUCAAGUCUAAGAUGUGCACCGUUGGGGCAUCAGCUUUGCAUCCAGAAAAAGAACAACCGGUCAGUUUUCUCGGCAGAGGAUUUGUUGGUCUUGGCAGAACAGUAUCACCUCACAUGGGUGUGGGUCGUGGCCCGACUUCUCCCAUGGGACUCCUGUCCCCCAUUUCUGCCCCUUUAUCCUUGGCAUCUAAGCCCUCUGUCUCAGAAGAUGCCCCAGCUCCUCCAGGAACACCUACCAAAGCAGAAGUAACAACCGAGACUGUGGGUUUUAUCGGCAGAGGAUUUGUUGGUCUUGGCAGAACAGCAUUGCCUCACAUAGGCGUUGGUCGUGGUCCGACUACCCCACCGGUCGUGUCCCCAAUUACGACCUCUUUAUCCAUGCCAGGGGCACCCUCCGUCUCUGAAGAUGUCCCAGCCCCUUCAGGCACACCACCUAAAGUGGAAGUGACAAUUGAGACCGUAGGGGAGCCACUGAAGAAAAUUGGCACUAAGGGCAAUCCUGUAUCUAUCGGGUCAAACUACAUCCCCAUCUCCUGCAAAAAUGAGGCUGUGUUUCAGUACCAUGUGACUUUUACCCCCAACGUGGAGUCUCUCUCUAUGCGCUUUGGUAUGAUGAAGGAACAUCGACCCAGUACAGGAGAGGUGGUGGCGUUUGAUGGAUCAAUCCUCUACCUGCCCAAACGUCUUGAUGAGGUUGUUCAUCUCAAGGCUGAAAGAAAAACGGACAACCAGGAAAUCAUCAUCAAGAUUCAGUUGACAAAGAUUUUGCCGCCCAGCUCAGACCUGUGCAUCCCGUUCUAUAAUGUCGUCCUGAGGAGAGUGAUGAAGAUAUUGGGCCUGAAACUGGUGGGCAGAAACCAUUACGACCCCAACGCUGUUGUGAUUCUAGGCAAACACAGGCUGCAGGUGUGGCCUGGGUACUCCACCAGUAUCAAACAUACCGAUGGUGGUCUGUACCUGAUUGUGGACGUCUCGCACAAGGUGCUGCGUAAUGACUCCGUGCUGGACAUCAUGAAUGUGAUUUACCAGGAGAGUCGAGAGAGCUUUCAGGACGAAUGCACUAAGGAGUUUGUUGGCUCAAUCAUUAUAACACGCUACAAUAACCGCACUUAUCGUAUCGAUAGUGUUGAGUGGUCCAAGUCUCCCAAAGACCAAUUCACCUUAGCUGAUGGCUCAGUGACUACAUUCGUUGAAUACUACAGGAAAAACUAUGGUAUUACCAUAAAGGAACUGGACCAGCCGCUACUCGUCCAUCGUCCAAAGGAGAGAUCCAAACCUGGAGGAAAGGCCAUAACAGGUGAGAUUUUACUGCUUCCUGAGCUCUCCUUCAUGACUGGCAUACCCGAGAAGAUGAGGAAGGACUUUAGAGCAAUGAAGGAUCUGACCAUGCACAUCAAUAUGGGAGCAGAGCAGCACACCCAGAGUUUGAAGAAACUUCUACACAACAUCAACACCAAUGAUGAGGCUCUCCGUGAACUGGAGAGAUGGGGCCUCUGCAUCAGUCCAGAGAUUCUGGUGACGCGAGGAAGAAUUCUGCCCAGUGAGACCAUCUGCAUGCAAUCAGCCUCCUUUGUCACGUCUUCAUCAGUGGACUGGUCCAGAGAGGUGGUUCGAGACACUUCCAUCAGCACUAUCCCUCUGAACUGUUGGGCUAUUUUCUAUCCUCGCCGAGCAGCCGAUCAGGCAGAGGAGCUGGUAUCCACCUUCUCCAGGCUCGCCGGACCCAUGGGCAUCAGAAUCGAGCGACCCAUCCGCGUUGAGCUGCGAGACGACCGAACUGAAACCUUUGUCAAGAGCAUUCACUCUCAACUCACCAGUGAACCUCGUCUGCAGCUGGUUGUUUGCAUUAUAACAGGGAACAGAGAUGACUUGUACAGCGCCAUCAAAAAGCUCUGCUGUAUUCAGAGUCCAGUACCAUCACAGGCCAUCAAUGUGCGGACCAUCUCUCAUCCUCAGAAGCUCCGAAGCAUCGCUCAAAAGAUCCUUCUGCAGAUUAAUUGUAAAGUGGGAGGAGAGCUGUGGACAGUUAGUGUUCCGCUGAAAUACCUGAUGGUGAUUGGAGUUGAUGUUCAUCAUGAUACAAACAAGAAAAGCCGAUCUGUUAUGGGCUUUGUGGCAAGUCUCAACAGCAUGCUCACCAAAUGGUACUCCAGAGUUACUUUCCAAAUGCCGCACGAAGAGAUCAUCAAUGGCUUCCGAGUGUGUCUGCUCGCCGCCGUGCAGAAGUACUACGAGGUGAACCACACCUUCCCUGAGAAGAUUGUCAUCUAUCGGGACGGCGUGUCAGAUGGACAGCUAAUGACCGUGGAACAGUACGAGAUUCCACAGAUUCUGAAAUGCUUCGAGACGAUUCCAAACUACGAGCCAAAACUGGCUUUCAUUGUGGUGCAGAAAAGAAUCAGCACCACCAUGUACUCCUACGGUUCAGACCACUUCGGCACACCCUCGCCAGGAACCAUACUGGAUCACACAGUCACAAACAGAGACUGGGUGGAUUUCUACCUCAUGGCUCAUUCAAUCCGACAGGGUUGUGGGCUACCCACGCAUUACGUCACAGUGUACAAUACAGCUAACCUAACACCUGAUCACCUACAGAGGUUGACCUUCAAGAUGUGCCAUCUGUACUGGAACUGGCCCGGAACAAUACGUGUCCCCGCACCGUGCAAAUACGCCCACAAACUGGCCUUCCUCUGUGGCCAGUACCUCCAUUCAGAGCCUGCAAUCCAGCUUUCUGAAAAACUAUUCUUCCUGUAAGUGAGACAGCACAGAGUCUCAAUGUGACCACAGAAGAGUGGUCUUUGUGUUCUUCCUUUUCUUUUAUUGUUGUUUUAAAAACUGUGAAAUAAUGUUCUAUUCAAGUUCCUUUCCCGUGAAUUUUAGUUGUUCAGUUUUGCGGAGCAUUACUGAAUAAAGUUGUGCAUUCCACACUUCAAUUUUC